GAUUUUAGUCGCAACUGAGGAUAACAUAACAUGAAUGCCUUACGCGGCAAACGGCUACUCUAAGCCUGGAGAAGGAGCCAUGCCCAUCAUUCUCUCAACUCCCCUUCUCUCCGAAACCUGGUUUAUCUCACAUUUCGGGGUAAGAAACUUUUCCACUCAAAGGAAAAAAAAUGCAAUUUUCUGCUCAAGUCAUGGUUUAAACGAUAAUAGUGUUCGUCGGAAGGAAAACUCUAGUCGUAGGUUUCUUCUUUUUGUUUUAGUCUCAUCAGGCUUGUCUCCGACCUUGACUUCUUCCGGAAAGACCAAGAGUAAGAACCCAUAUGACGAAAAACGCUUGCUAGAACAGAAUAGACGGAGACAAAAAGAGAACAAUGCUCCCGAAGACUUCCCGAAUUUCAUUAGAGAAGGCUUUGAGGUUAAGGUUGUAACUUCGGAGGAUUACAAAAAGAGUGAUUCGGGGCUUAAAUACCGGGAUUACGAAGUUGGUAAAGGUGAUUGCCCAAAGGCUGGGCAACAGGUCACCUUUCACUAUAUUGGUUAUAAUGAGUCUGGCCGGCGCAUUGAUAGCACCUAUAUACAGGGUGCUCCUGCCAGAAUCCGCGUGGGAACUAAUGCAGUGGUUCCAGGAUUUGAGGAAGGAAUUCGGGACAUGAGGCCAGGGGGAAAGAGAAGGAUAAUCAUUCCUCCAGAGCUUGGACCACCGGUGGGGCCUUCAACAUUUUUCAGCUCGAAACAAUUUGAAGUUUUUGAUAUAGAAUUACUGGGCAUACAAAACUGUCAAAGGAGAACCAUAGCCUUUUAUUCUGAUGUUGUAUGCAGUUGAACGAUUGGGAACAUGUAAGUCCUAAAAGGAAGCCCCACUUGAAAAGUUUAUCAUGUAAUAUAUCAUUUUUCUUCCUUCACAAUAAUCAUAUCCUUAUAUUUUUUAUGAUUGAA
Messenger RNA from Hibiscus syriacus, 936 nucleotides. RefSeq names its product peptidyl-prolyl cis-trans isomerase FKBP20-2, chloroplastic-like. Lineage: Eukaryota; Viridiplantae; Streptophyta; Magnoliopsida; Malvales; Malvaceae. Bases 35 to 823 code for a protein of 262 amino acids. The transcript is spliced from 7 exons. Gene Ontology annotation, molecular function: peptidyl-prolyl cis-trans isomerase activity. The record is from RefSeq and is a predicted model, not a curated record.